Peronospora matthiolae is the source of this 135-nucleotide messenger RNA. Lineage: Eukaryota; Oomycota; Peronosporomycetes; Peronosporales; Peronosporaceae. The record is from the annotation of a GenBank genome assembly.
AUGCGUCACCAUGCCAAGUUGGACAAGCUCUUCUGGGCUGAAGCAGCAAUGACGGCCAUCUACGUCAAGAAUCGACUGCCGUCACCUAAAGUCGUGCACAAGACCCCCGUUUGGAGAUUCUACAACUACACUUGA